GGGAUUUGGCUCCACAUGAAGCCAAACUGGCAGCACGAGAAACUAGCUAGAAAAACAAUCGGGGUCACUUCCCUUGGAACGGCACAGGCAGGAGACAACUCUGGAAAACAGGCUAUCCCAGCGUGCACUCCCUUUGUGCGCCAUUUUAGAGAACAGAGCACACCAAACCAGUACCGCGAAGCUGAAAACGACACAAUGGAAGAGCAACAGAGUCAGAAAAAGGAGGACCAUAAGGAAAGUGAGCACAUCAAUUUGAAAGUCACAGGGCAGGAUGGGAGUGUCGUUCAUUUCAAGAUUAAAAAGAAUACACCUUUGAGGAAGCUGAUGGGAGCAUAUUGCAACAGAGCGGGAAUCCAAACAGGAGUUGUGCGGUUCAGGUUUGAUGGAAAUCCAAUCAAUGAUGAAGACACCCCAGCAAUGCUUGAGAUGGAGGAUGGUGACUCCAUCGAUGUGUUUCAACAACAGACUGGUGGCUGUUUGUCCCUACUGUGCUAAGGGCGGGGAAGGGAUUGGAUUGUUGGAUUCCAGAGACGGGUGACCAGCAAAUUAUUAAACAAAUUAAUCAUUUGGUCUCUAGACUGAUACGCGAUUUAUUCUCACUUGAGUGAGGACCCUGGUGUUCUGAAUGUUGUACAGUGGAGUCAAAAGAGGAAAAAACAUGUAUGAUCUUUGUUUUUAAAAAAAAUGAUUGUUUGUGUCUGGUGAAUGUACAUCAACUCAGCAUGGACGGUAAAACAUUAUUUCUGAAGGGGGAUGGGGGGGAGUCCAUUACGUAAAUCUAUGCCUUUUUUCCCCCCUUUCGAGAACUCAUCGCUGGUACAUCCAAAAUAACAUGUAAAUUUUGUUCCCGGUAUGAAUGUUUCGCAAUGCAUCCUUUUUACAUUUUUAAAUCAUUGCUGUCAGUGCUGAGUUGACAUCGAUUCAUUUUUUUCAUGCUCCUGCAUCAUGGUAUGUUCAUUUUUUUUCAUUGAUGUGAAUAUUUCAUCGUAAAAGUUUGUACCACUGGCUUGUCUUCUCCGCCUCUCUGAAAUUAAACAGCAAUGGUUAUUUUGGGGGGAAAGGGGUCGAAAGGCUAGCUUUUUUAUCUUCAUCAAGUCCAGCGUCCAGUGAAAUUGAGGCAAGUUCUGAUUGGACUCCCUUGAUAAUUUUUUUUUUUCAGAAAUAAAUCAAGCCCAGUGUAGAUGCUUAGUCAUUUUAUUCAUCAUUUGUUAACUUAAGUAUGAGUCAUUGUCAUCUUUCAAUAAAAGGUGGAGACACAA
Molecule: messenger RNA, 1259 nt
Organism: Aplysia californica (California sea hare)
Lineage: Eukaryota; Metazoa; Mollusca; Gastropoda; Aplysiida; Aplysiidae
Product: small ubiquitin-related modifier 3
Exons: 5
Coding region: 16-495 (159 amino acids)
Biological process (GO): protein sumoylation
Cellular component (GO): nucleus
Molecular function (GO): protein tag activity; ubiquitin-like protein ligase binding
Source: RefSeq, a predicted model, not a curated record